CCGCGGGGCUGACCCGGGCGCGUCCGAGCCUCGCCGCCGCCGCCGCCCUUCGUUGUCACGCCGAUCGCACCCGCGUGGGAACUGCCAUCCUUUCGGCCUGCCGAGCGGCGGCAGCGGCGGCAGCAUCCCAGCCCCGGGCGCCGGCAGGAAGGGAGGCGGCGGCGGCCGGCGGGGCGCGACCCCCGCGCGAGUCUCAACAAUGGUGCGCGACGCUCGGGCGAUCCCCGCGGCCGCCCCGCGGCCGUAGAGGAAGCGGCCGGGAGACGCCCCCCGCCCCCAGCUCGCCCGAGUUUGCACGGCCGGCCUCCCGGGCUGGGGCUCCCCCGCUCGCCAGCGCCCAGGGCGGCUCAGCCCGGAGCAUGGUGCCGGCGCCCGGCUCGCUCUAAUCGCUCCUCUCCCUCCUCCUCUCGCUCCUCCCGUCCUUCCCGUCCCUCCCGCGGGUGCUGCCUCUGGCUUCUCUGUGAGAGGGAGUACAACUCUCUGCUUCUUCUCCACGGAGACUGGCCGGUGACCGUCACCCGACAAGAACUUGCCCAUUUGAAAGCCAGCCCGGAACAGCUGGAGAAUGUCCACCCCGAGCAGAUUCAAGAAAGACAAAGAGAUCAUAGCCGAGUAUGAAAGUCAAGUCAAAGAAAUCCGAGCCCAGCUGGUAGAGCAACAAAAAUGUCUGGAGCAGCAGACAGAGAUGCGAGUUCAGCUGCUCCAGGACCUGCAAGAUUUCUUCAGGAAAAAAGCAGAAAUUGAGACCGAAUAUUCUCGGAACCUGGAGAAGCUGGCAGAGAGGUUCAUGGCCAAAACAAGAAGCACUAAGGACCAUCAACAAUUCAAGAAAGACCAGAACCUGUUGUCUCCAGUGAACUGCUGGUAUUUGCUCCUGAACCAAGUGAGGAGGGAGAGCAAAGACCACGCCACCUUGAGUGACAUCUAUCUGAACAAUGUCAUCAUGCGGUUCAUGCAGAUAAGCGAGGAUUCCACCCGGAUGUUUAAGAAGAGCAAAGAGAUUGCGUUCCAGCUUCACGAGGACCUGAUGAAGGUUCUUAAUGAGCUUUACACGGUGAUGAAAACCUACCACAUGUAUCACUCAGAGAGCAUCAGCGCGGAGAGCAAGCUGAAGGAAGCUGAGAAACAAGAGGAGAAACAGAUCGGGAGGUCUGGUGACCCGGUCUUCCACAUUAGGCUAGAGGAGAGGCAUCAGCGGCGGAGCUCUGUCAAGAAAAUUGAAAAAAUGAAGGAAAAGAGACAAGCAAAAUACUCAGAAAAUAAGCUGAAAUCGAUCAAAGCCCGUAACGAGUACCUCCUAACACUUGAAGCAACCAACGCCUCCGUGUUCAAAUAUUACAUCCAUGAUCUUUCAGACUUAAUCGAUUGCUGUGAUCUUGGCUACCAUGCAAGUCUGAACAGAGCCCUCAGAACGUACCUCUCGGCAGAGUACAACCUUGAAACCUCCAGACACGAAGGCUUAGACAUCAUUGAAAACGCGGUGGACAAUUUGGAGCCCAGGAAUGACAAGCAGAGGUUCAUGGAGAUGUACCCCGCGGCGUUCUGCCCACCAAUGAAAUUCGAGUUUCAGUCUCACAUGGGUGAUGAGGUGUGUCAGGUCAGCGCCCAGCAGCCUGUCCAGGCAGAGCUCAUGCUAAGGAACCAACAACUGCAGUCCCGACUGGCCACACUCAAGAUCGAGAGCGAGGAGGUCAAGAAAACGACAGAAGCCACCCUCCAGACCAUCCAAGAUAUGGUCACCAUCGAGGACUACGAUGUGUCUGAGUGCUUCCAGCACAGCCGAUCCACAGAGUCUGUGAAGUCCACUGUGUCCGAAACCUACCUGAGUAAACCCAGCAUCGCCAAGAGACGUGCUAACCAGCAAGAGACCGAGCAGUUCUACUUCAUGAAACUUCGAGAGUUCUUGGAAGGCAGCAAUCUCAUCACAAAACUUCAGGCUAAGCAUGACUUGCUACAGAGGACUCUCGGAGAAGGUCAUAGAGCUGAAUAUAUGACGACAAGGCCUCCAAACGUCCCCCCUAAGCCCCAGAAACACAGGAGGUCCAGGCCCCGCUCCCAGUAUAAUGCUAAGUUGUUUAAUGGGGAUCUGGAGACAUUCGUCAAGGACUCGGGCCAGGUUAUCCCUCUCAUUGUAGAAAGCUGUAUCCGCUUCAUUAAUCUCUACGGUCUUCAGCAUCAGGGGAUCUUCAGAGUGUCUGGCUCCCAGGUGGAAGUGAACGAUAUCAAGAAUUCUUUCGAGAGAGGCGAGAACCCUCUAGCCGAUGACCAGAGCAACCACGAUAUUAACUCUGUGGCCGGCGUUCUGAAGCUAUACUUCCGAGGGCUGGAAAACCCCCUCUUUCCUAAGGAAAGGUUUAAUGACCUGAUUUCUUGUAUCAGAAUAGAUAAUCUCUAUGAGAGGGCGCUCCACAUCCGCAAACUCCUCCUGACCUUGCCCAGGUCGGUCCUUAUAGUGAUGAGAUACCUGUUUGCCUUCCUCAAUCACCUCUCCCAGUACAGUGACGAGAACAUGAUGGACCCUUACAAUCUGGCCAUUUGCUUCGGCCCAACGCUGAUGCCCGUUCCGGAAAUACAGGACCAAGUGUCCUGCCAGGCACAUGUGAACGAGAUCGUGAAGACCAUCAUCAUCCACCAUGAGACUAUUUUCCCAGAUGCUAAAGAACUGGAUGGCCCUGUGUACGAGAAGUGUAUGGCCGGAGGCGACUACUGCGACAGCCCGUACAGUGAGCACGGGACACUGGAGGAGGUGGACCAAGACGCCGGCACGGAACCCCACACCAGCGAAGACGAGUGUGAGCCCAUCGAAGCCAUUGCCAAGUUUGACUACGUCGGGCGGUCAGCUAGAGAGCUGUCCUUCAAGAAGGGUGCCUCCCUGCUGCUGUAUCACCGAGCCUCUGAGGACUGGUGGGAAGGCAGACACAACGGGAUCGAUGGGCUUGUACCUCAUCAGUACAUAGUCGUGCAAGAUAUGGACGAUACAUUUUCAGACACACUGAGCCAAAAAGCUGACAGCGAAGCAAGCAGCGGGCCAGUCACUGAAGACAAGUCCUCAUCCAAGGACAUGAACUCCCCGACUGACCGCCAUUCCGAUAGCUAUUUAGCCAGGCAGAGAAAGAGAGGAGAGCCACCCCCUCCGGGAAGACGUCCUGGCAGGACCAGUGAUGGCCAUUGUCCCCUGCAUCCCCCACAUGCUCUUUCUAACUCCUCGAUUGAUCUGGGAUCCCCGAACCUAGCCAGCCACCCCAGGGGCCUGUUGCAGAGCCGUGGCCUCAACAAUGACAGUCCUGAGAGGCGGCGCCGGCCGGGCCACGGCAGCCUGACCAACAUCAGCCGGCACGACUCCCUCAAGAAGAUUGACAGCCCUCCUAUCCGAAGGUCUACAUCGUCGGGGCAGUACACUGGCUUCAAUGACCACAAGCCACUGGACCCCGAGACAAUUGCUCAGGAUAUCGAAGAGACCAUGAACACGGCUUUGAACGAACUCCGUGAGCUGGAGAGGCAGAGCACGGUGAAGCACACCCCCGAUGUCGUGCUCGACACCUUGGAACAAGUGAAGAACGCACCCACCCCUGCCACUUCCACAGAGUCGCUCAGCCCGCUGCACAAUGUCGCCCUCAGGAGCUCAGAGCCUCAGAUUCGCCGGAGCACCAGCUCCUCCAGCGAUACCAUGAGUACUUUCAAGCCGACGGUGGCGCCAAGGAUGGGUAUCCAGCUGAAGCCCCCGGCCCUUAGGCCAAAGCCUGCUGUUCUUCCAAAAACAAACCCUGCCGUAGGACCCGCCGCACCCUCCCAGGGUCCCGCAGACAAGUCUUGCACAAUGUAAAACACGAAGGUCACGAGGGGAGGGGAGAGGUCUGAAAGUGAAAAUGCAUUAGUGGCCAGAGUCAUGGUGACCCACAACCUUCCUCAGUCUCACGCAUAUAACUGGAGACCCUUUAGCUUUUCUAUGUUGUGUCGAAUGUAAUGAUGUCUGGGACUAGCUAAAUUAACAUGGGCAUUUGUAUUUUGUAAUUUUUUUUUUAAAUAACUGGACACCUGUCAUUUUAAAGACAAUAGAAACACUUAGACUUACUUGAAAAUCCAAUGCUGCACCCUUGUAAUGAAGGCAACGCCUCACCCAACACGGUAUAUGGCUUCAGAUGUAGUGUAGCCCAGGCGAGUGCCCCAGAAGCAAGAAAACCCGAAUUCCCAGGUCUUACUGGAGUGUCCUCACCUGCCAUGAUUUCUGACACUUGUGGGAAGAGCACUGGUUGCCUAGUAACUGACAACAAGCACCUCUAACUCUGUCCAGAGUGGCGCCGCACCUGAUGAAGGUCACAGAGGGGAGUCCAGUGGGUCCUUCAGUUCAUGGCUUGAAAGAUUCAGUGACGGACCCUUCUGUAAAUGUCAUUUCCCCAGAGCCAGGUCAGAGACUCCGUGGAAGGGUGCAGAAGAUACUCAGAUGUUGCUUGAACAGGACCUGGAAAAGGCAGUUAGGGAAAGUGUCUCCAAAGCUGUUGAUGCUGCUCCCUCAAAGAACUCGAUCAGGCCCCGGAGAAGUCCAAGUCCACCCCCUACACUUCCAAAGGACUGGAGCGGCCAAAUCGUGAGGACUCUCUGGUUACACCACAGACUCUUGCAAAUGUGUUCAGUAACUGCCUGAGAGCUAUGUCUGCCUACCCCUGAACGCCGUGUUCUCCUUCAUGGCGAUGGAAACCACCAGAUGGGAAAUUAAUCCUUGAUUCACUGAUGUGGUGACUAAAUUAUCUUGGUUUCCUUUCUGCCACAAAGGCCCAAUGGUCCCCAGUUUGGAAGCCCCAGCUCUGCUCGCCACAGCUCUCUCUGAGCCAAGCCAGACCUGGCUACGGUACUGAAUGAGAGUCAUGAGAAGCCACCACGGGAAGAUGACCUUGUGGCGCCGGGAUGGUGCCUUCUCGGUUUUGUACCUCAGAAUCGUGACUUCUGUUCUCCUGUUUGUUGUUUGCUUUUUGGGUUUUGCAUUAUGAUCUCUACAGAACUCCUAUGGUCCAAUGGGCUUAACUGGGGACCUCUUUCCCUGGUAAUUUAGCAUAUAGCCAUUUUCUUUAUCAUAUAUACUAUAUUUUUCCUCUACCUUAAAAAAAAUAUAUGGUAGAUUUGUGUUUGUUUGGUUCUGGGGACUGACAGAGACCUCUUGCAUGCUAAGUAUACACUACCACUGAGCUGUAUAUCCCAGCCCUCCCCUACCCCCCAAGAUCAUUCUGCACACAACUGUUUCCACUAAGGUACAAAUCACAAUUUCCCAGGUCUCAGCAGCCGACAUCUGUAUUAAUAUUCAACUUCCUGAUGAAGCAAAGAGAUGGCUCAAAGCAAACCCCUCAGGGCCCACCCACCAUUAAUUACCUUCUAGGUCUAAUUUCAAAUGGCUGGCAGCUGGUUGCUUGCCCACCUAAGAGUAGCACAGCACUGACAGUAACUCCUACAGAAACCAACCUGCGCUAAAGUCAAGACUGACACCAAUGGCUACCUCACAGUUUGCCAGUCUAGUCAUCCCAUUGCAGGAAAAAAUAUUAAUGAAUACUCCCCUUCCAAGUCACUCUCCUCCUUUCACAGAUGUACUGAAGACAUACUCCCUACCCCCAGGUACUUCAGGUAUGGUAAGGUUUUAAACCUCGAACUUUUCAGAAACAUCCUUUCUGACCAUUUUGAAAAAAGAAACCAAGGAAACCCAGCCAGGAUUGCCCUUUGACACCCACUGCUGUUCUCCUUGGAAGUGUAUUAUCUCCUAAAUGAACCCGCAACUUAUUUAGAAAACAACAAUGAUUCUUAGAACCAUCGUUUGCAAAUGCAUUUUUUUCUCUUCCUCCUCCUCCUCCUCCCCCUCCUCCUCUCUUCCUCUUCUUCCUCUUCUUCUUCUUCUUCAUUGAAUUCAGGACCUCUGCUCUCCGGCCCUGCUCACUCCAGCCCAAAGAUUUAUUUAUUAUAUCUAAGUACACUGUAGCUGUCUUCAGACACACCAGAAGAGGGCGUCAGAUCUCAUUAUGGAUGGUUGUGAGCCACCCUGUGGUUGCUGGGAACUCAGGACCUGGGGAAGAGUAGCCGGUGCUCUUAAAUCUAUAGGGCCAUCUCUCUCUCCAGCCCUGUAAACGCCUUUCUUAAGCUUUAAUUUUAGCUUUUCAGAUCUUUACUUCCUUAGCUCCCUAGCAGCCUCCUCCACCCAUCCACCCCACCCCCACUGCCACCUGAGUCCGGAUGCCUUCAGUGCUCCAGCUACGCCUAGGUCUAUGCUAGGUCAGGACUCUGCUGACCUGAAUAACAAAGGCCUUGCUUUUGUACAUCACUGGGGCCUCUUCCUCUAGGAAAUGGCUCCUGGUUGAUUCCAUCACUCCUUUACCUUCUCCAUCUUCCGUCCGGUACCUGUUGCCAGUUUCCAGGCUUAUAUUUGUCUCAAAUGAAAACAAAGAGCAUAGAUGGCCUCCUGCUAAGCGCUCACCAAGGCUUGCCCUCCUUAGAAAUGGCCCAACGGGCCUAGUUUCCCCUUCUAACUUUGCCACCCUGUGAGCCAUGCACAGAAUAGUUUAAGGUAAGGCCACCCCCACCCCUGCCAGAGGAUCCUAAAAACUCAGUAAAGCUCUCUAGGCUGCAGCAGUGGAGAAGGGUCACCUUGCAGGGCCUGGUUUGAACCACAGAUGUAGCACAGCAGGAAGGCACAAAGGAAGGAAAUGAACCCCGAAGUACUCUCUGCUCUCCCCCAUUUCCAGAUCUCACAGUCCACAUGCAGCUUUUGGGAGUCUGGGAGUGUUGGGUUUGUGGGAGUGUCUGAGUGAAGCGACAGUCCAAAACAAUACCACAAUGUAGUCUCCACAUGCACUAAAGAUUCGCAGCUGACAGCACGCAGCUGCCGCCCAUCCAUACAACCCCUGAUGGGGAUUUGCAAAGCCCCGUGGUGGUGUGAGUUGGUGUGCGGAACAGAUUGCUAGGAACUGCUGCACAUCCUCUGAGGAGUGUCACAUAAACUUCCGAACUGCUGAGGGCACUGUGUAAAAGCCCUUGUCACACACCACACCAUUGUUCAACAGUUUUCCUCGUGUUCCUUCAGGGAACGUAAUCUGACUCUGGUGCCCCAUGAGCCAGCCACAGAACAAUUCAUGCGAGGUCCCACUCAUUCUACUAUUACCAAUGGAUAAAGAGCUCCCAAGGGUCGGUCAGUCUCUCUUGAGUUUUUCUGUCUCUGCAUGUGCCAUCCCCAAAGUGGCUCUAUCCUGGAACUAAGAAACUGGGUUGGUGGUAGUGGUCUUAGCAUGUUGGGAUUGUUCCGUCUCUGCCAUCUACGUGCAGAAGGAACCAUGAUCUAAUAUCUGAAAUCCAACAGUAUGGAGGCUAUGAGUCCAUUGAGAGUCUAUUUGGGUUGAUAUUUUUCCCGGCCACAGUAGAAAAGACCAUAAAUGCAGGAACUGCAUUUGGGGUACCAUCUUUGGUAUCCACCACUGAGACCCUAAAACAGAGACUCUGAAAGUGCAAAUAGAACCCCCUACUUGAGACUGACCUCCUGAGGUGAGAACCCCCCUCAAGUCCAGCAGGCUGGAGCCUCAGGCUUACAGCAGAUGACUUUGGCAUAGACUGUAAAGUCAGAGACAGUUUUCAUUCAUCCUAAUAUACUUUAUUUAAAAAAAAAAAAGAGUCUCAGUGGUAUAAUCAAAAUGGGUAACUGUUUCUUUAAAUUACAUAGGGGAAUUUUGUAUGUUGAAAUAAUCGUACCGGGUUCCAUAAUGCUUAUCUUAGAAACUAGUAAAAGAAAACUAUAUAAACCGUGCGUUCGUGGAUGCCCCUCCGUAGAGCGUUCACCUAGGUUCCGUGUGUAGUGUGAUGGUGAUUGUAGAUAUCUAAAGCGUAGUAGGUGGCCGUGUCACGGGAGAGAUUGCUCCGUCCCUGCAUUCUUAUCGAUAACUCCCGCUCACGUAAUUAAACCAGUCUUGUCCUUUCCUGGAGGUUUGGUCAGUUGCAGUACUGGUAGCUUUCUGCUUGUGACGGUUACCUAAGUGUGUCAAUGUACAUCUGUAGUAUGUACAUGUGAAAGUGCCUUCCUAUCUUAGCGUUAGCCUUGCUCUUGGACUGUUUCCCUAGGUCCCGCCCACCGCCCACCACCACCACGUUCUCAAACUCCCUCCUCUUGUUCCCAGCCUCUCCCCACUCCCAUCAUCUUCCUGGGCCUCUGUCCUGUGCAUCUCGCAUCCGUGUGGAUUAUCGCGCUGUCUUGUUGCCCUCCUAGACGUGACUGUGCCUUUCUCAUCCCGCCGUGACUCCCUGCUGUCCGAUCCAACCUUCCCGCCAUGCCCCACCCACACUGCCGCUGCCACCCUGCCCCCUUGCUCCAUCCCUGCUCUCCAGUACACCCCCCUCCUCUCUGAGGUGAGGAGAAAAAGGGACGCUUUUACAGUCCUGGAAGAAAAAAUGUUUUGUUAAUUUGUCGUGACGAUGCACUUUUCUGUAUAGUACAGUACAUUUUUGGCAUGUACCAUUCCAGGCCUCAGUAUACGGUCGGGUUUGUUCUUCAAGGUGUAGCUUUAUAAUAAAUAUGGUAGUUCUGGUCGCCUUUGUCUGCUCAUGAUUUGCUGUGACUGUCCUGUCUGUUCCUUUUUGACUCUUGUUCUCCUGGAGAGCUGGGUUGCAUUAAAGAAUGUGAUAUUUUA
Molecule: messenger RNA, 8648 nt
Organism: Apodemus sylvaticus (European woodmouse)
Lineage: Eukaryota; Metazoa; Chordata; Mammalia; Rodentia; Muridae
Gene: Srgap1
Product: SLIT-ROBO Rho GTPase activating protein 1
Exons: 22
Coding region: 566-3823 (1085 amino acids)
Biological process (GO): signal transduction; negative regulation of cell migration
Cellular component (GO): cytoplasm
Molecular function (GO): GTPase activator activity; protein binding
Source: RefSeq, a predicted model, not a curated record